AUGGGUGGCUACCACAGCAUAGUCAAAUUGCUCCUCAGCAUUGUGACACAAAGCCAGUCGGACAAUUUACAACAAAAUAAGGCUUUAAUACUAGCUGCAGAGGCUGGCAGUCCCGUGGCAGUGCAGAUACUCUUGGAGGAAGGGGCCGACGUUGACUAUAAGGAUACUGAGGGAAGUACAGCAUUGCACUGGGCAGUUGCCGAGGGUCAUGUGGAAACAUCAAGAGUCCUUUUAAGCAACGGUGCAGAUCCAAGCUCAGAAGACAACUACAACAAUACUCCUAUGCACUGGACUGUCGCCAAUUGUUCUAUUUCUCGCUUGCUUGCAGACUAUGGAGCUGACGUGAACGCAAAGAAUAACGUGGGUCAAAGCACUCUUCUCUGGAGCGCUCUUGCUGGGAGGAUGGACGUGGUAGAGAUAUUGAUCGAACUGGGCGCCGAUGUCAACCAAGGUGACAAUAACGGCUUCACAGCAUUACAUGCAGCAGCCUUUACUGGGCAUGAGCCCAUGACGCAUCUGUUGUUGCGUACAGGGGCAGAUGCAAACAGCUUAGAUAUAGAUGGCUGGACAGCGUUGCAUGUAGCCGAGGUGAAACGGAGGGUGAAUGUGAUUGAAUUACUCACGAAUAUUACCAGCCAGGGUCAUGACAUCCAUACUCGGAUGGAGCAACGGCUGACGAGCCACAACAUGCACGCCUUGAUGAAAGAAAUGCUAGACAGGAAAGCGGUUGGAAGUUCUGUCGUCAAUGGUCUUCUUGCUGUCAUCAAUAGCGGCCAUGACCUGCGGCUGUUAGCAUUGCUUGAAAGCGGCGCGGAUAUCGACGCUGAAGAUCACGUUGGAGGUGCUACGGCGCUGACCCAUGCGGCUUGGUUUGGAAAAGAGAAGACAGUCCGUUUGCUCCUAGAUUGGGGGGCCAAUGUCGAUCUUCGUGACCGGAAUGGUCGUACUGCGCUUCAUUGGGCGGCUCAAAGUGGCUAUGCCGACAUGGUAGCAGACCUCGUCGAAAGAGGUCGUGCUACGAUUGAUGCGACGGUCUUUGGAUGGACGGCAAUGCUCCUGGCCUCAAGAACCUGGGAGCCUUUCAUUGUGUCCUACCUUAUUGGACAUGGAGCAAGUAUAGCAGCCAGCGACUUUCACGGACGCACUGCACUGCACUGGAGCUGCAUCCAUGGCGACAAAGCCCUCGUUAAAGAGCUCCUCGACUACGGCGCUGACAUAAAUGCUCGAGACUAUAGUGGGCAGACGGCGCUGCAUUGGGCGGUUGCUUGCAACUGGGCGCCUAUUGUCAAGAUGCUUUUGCGUCGCUAUGCUGAAACUGGAAUGCAGGCCGAUGAUGGGACUACCCCGUUGCAUGUAGGCGCUUACACGGGCCAGCUUGAUGUCGUAACAUUGCUAGUGAGGGAGCAAGAAAGGCGCCGACGGCGAGCCAAAGUCGAGAAAGCAAAAGUUGCCAGGAGCGAUUUUCUGUUGACGACAAGGGACAAAAGUGGAUUCACUGCCUUGGACAUUGCAUAUCUGGCGGGCAACCUACCGGUCGAAGAAUUUCUUAGAAACCAGCAGGCCGGUAUCCUUAGCUGCACUGAGGGUGACUAUUCUUCUAGCUACGAUAUCUUGGGCAGUAGUAGACAAACACAGCAGCAAGGUGCCUCACCAGGGUUGAGACCCUCGUUGCAACUGUAUAAAAAUGUUGAGGAUGAUUAUCUGGGCGAAGAUCGCAUCGUUGAUGGCCUUGGUAGGGCUCUUUUUAAUCAAGAGAUACGCCAAUGGCUUCUCCUUCAGAAAGCAAACCGUGCUUUGCCACUACACUUGGACCUACCACUAAGAUAA
Messenger RNA from [Torrubiella] hemipterigena, 1827 nucleotides. NCBI's taxonomy places the organism in Eukaryota, Fungi, Ascomycota, Sordariomycetes, Hypocreales, Clavicipitaceae. The record is from the annotation of a GenBank genome assembly.